This is a messenger RNA of Paramacrobiotus metropolitanus, 2295 nucleotides long. Its product is annotated as small glutamine-rich tetratricopeptide repeat-containing protein alpha-like. The record is from RefSeq and is a predicted model, not a curated record. The transcript has 13 exons. Lineage: Eukaryota; Metazoa; Tardigrada; Eutardigrada; Parachela; Macrobiotidae. Bases 249 to 2111 code for a protein of 620 amino acids. Gene Ontology annotation, molecular function: RNA binding; molecular adaptor activity; protein binding. Gene Ontology annotation, cellular component: TRC complex; membrane. Gene Ontology annotation, biological process: post-translational protein targeting to endoplasmic reticulum membrane.
GCUUUUACAGUACAAACAUUUCUACACAUGUAACAGAACACGCAUUUAUAUUAUUUAUAUAAAACGUACCGUUUCGGGAUCGUCGUAUUGUAUGCCAAAUGUUCGAAGAUCGGGUGCUAAUUUGCUUGUUUCCUUGAACGAACUUCCACUUUCCUUAUAAUCUCCACGUGCAAACUGCACAAAAAUAUAUAAUUUCCCACGCAGAUUGAAACUAGCGUUAUCAAGCACCUGCCUUGUGUUAUCAGCGAAUGUUCUUCACAAGAGGCUUUCAAACAUUAAGGAAAAUCUCGCAAAAUGCCCCCCAAUACGCGAGGAAAAGCUACGGUUCCGAAGAUGAUAAUCAGCAUAAAAACGAUGAUAAUGGCGCUGAAAAGGAGUUUGCCAGCCUUACGGUAAAAAUCGUCCAGAAGUGGUCUUUUAAGACCCGAAGUCACCGAAUCACAGGCAUGGCUGCUUCACACAUAAUUUUUUAUUACCAAGGACAUAAUAUUCCUCCCAACACGGACAACCCAAUGGAAGUGGUUUUUCGGCUUCAGCUUGCCCGUUUUUGGGCCGCAGGCCUUUUCGCAGAUGAUGUUCCAAUUCCAUUGGGAAACAGAAGGCUGGCAGUGAAAGUUAACCACGGAAGAGAGGAGGAAGCCCACUUCGCAGUUGAAGAGAUGAAUCGUCUCUACCUCCCACCGUAUAUGUAUGCAGCUUUAGGAGCGGUAAUGCCGGCACAUAUACCUGGUCAGGGUCCGCAGGGCGGUGGUGUUAAUCAGUUACUACCUUGGAAUUUCCCACCGCCCCCGGGCGGUUGGCAAAUCCCAAAUUUCCAUCUGCAGGGCCAACCGCCUGCGCAACCGCCUGCUGGACCUGGCGGAAAUAACAUACCUCCUGCACAACAUCAUGACGAGCCGGAAACUGUGCUGGACAAGCUCUUUGGGGUUUUGGCUCCAGGCCAUGGCUGUGAUCCCUAUAAGCUUCGCGAAUCCUUACCACUAAUUGUCGUUGUCCGUAAUUAUGUUCAGACGGUUCAGUACCGGCUACUGAUUGACGUUCACAUCGAUGGAAAAGUCCGCACUGAUCCCACUUUUCCCUCUGGUUUCAUGGCUCUUCAAUGUUUGUCCCAAGCUUUUGAUCUGACGGGGGAACGAUUGGAAGUGUUGAAGACGAAGACGAAAGUUUCUUCAGUGGAUAUCUCCACUUCUCAUCCCGAUGCAGUGCCGGCUGAGCCCAAGCCGGUACUGGAAUACGAACUGAAACGCACGCCUACUGCAUCGGCAGAGGAUAAGUACAGAGAGGAAGAGUUCAAAAAUAAAGGUAAUAAAUUUAUGAAGAACGGCCAAGUUGACGAGGCGCUACAGGCUUAUACAGAAGCUGUCACUUUGGAUCCCACAAAUCCGAUUCUGUACUGCAACAGAGCCGCCGCUUCUAGCAAAAAGAAUCAACAUGAUUUGGCUGCUAAGGACUGCGAAGUUGGCAUUGCAUUUGACGGCAACUUUGCAAAGGCAUACGGACGCUACGGUUUGGCCUUGAACGGCUCGGGACUGCUGAAGGAAGCCAAGGAUGUUCUGGAUAAGGCUGUCAGUGGGGAUCCCGAAGACCAGCUGUACAAGAACAGUCUGAAAUUGGUCGAAAAUGCCAUCAACGCAGCUGGCGGAGCCCACGCUGGACUGUCUGGCGGCAUGCCGGGAGCGGCGAGAGGUUUCCCUAACAUACCAGGGAUGCCGGGAAUGCCAGGUGGAAUGGGUGGUGGUGGAAUAUUUGACAUGCUGCAGAAUCAGGAAUUUCAACAAACGAUGAUGCAAAACCCACAAGUCCAACAAAUGGUGGGUCAGUUCUCCAACAUGUUCAUGAAUCAGAUGGCGGGUGCAGGCGGCGCGCCUGGCGGGGCAGCACCUCCAGGAAUGCCACCCGGUAUGCCGGACAUGGCGGAACUUCUCCGUGGAGGGAUGCCGGGGAUGGGCAAUAUGACGCCAGAGCAGAUUGCGGAGCAAAUGCGCGGAAUCUUCGGCGGACAACAGCCACCGGAUAGCCAGCCGGGUUCGCAGCCUAAACCAGAAGAUAAAGAUAAAAAUGACAAAGGUCCGGGUAGCGGUGCUGGCGGAAAUCCCAGUUAUUUCUCUUAAGCGAGGAUUGGUUCGUUCUGUUACCGGAAAAAUAAGUGGCAUGGCGUAUACACAUUUUUUGUCUUAAGUCUCUAGUAUUGGCCCAGGGUUGUAGACGGAAUUAAAUGGUUCUUGAACUGAAUCGAAUAAACAGCAAUCACGGAGUCGGUAUAGCGCACUGAGUGUCAUCACACGGGAACGGAAC